Messenger RNA from Manduca sexta (tobacco hornworm), 6303 nucleotides. RefSeq names its product RING finger protein nhl-1 (gene tn). The transcript has 12 exons. The record is from RefSeq and is a predicted model, not a curated record. Gene Ontology annotation, molecular function: ubiquitin protein ligase activity; protein binding; translation repressor activity. Lineage: Eukaryota; Metazoa; Arthropoda; Insecta; Lepidoptera; Sphingidae. Gene Ontology annotation, biological process: negative regulation of translation; protein polyubiquitination; proteasome-mediated ubiquitin-dependent protein catabolic process. The coding region runs from base 226 to 3903 and encodes 1225 amino acids.
GAAUAGAAUCAGUAUCGUUGUGUUAGGCGUGCGCACUACAGUGCGCCGCCAUAGUGUUAACCAACUGGAGUAUACCUGACCGAAGACACCAUGUUGUCCUGUUUCAGUUAGAAGGUGCAGACUCCAGCAGUCACAGCGGGGGUCUCUACAGAGAGCGCGUGCGGGCCCGCCGCCCGGCUGGGCCCGCCACUGUUUCGAACCCAUACAUAAAAGGGGAGCAUAAACAUGGAGCAGUUUGAAUCGUUGCUAACAUGCUGCGUGUGCCUCGACCGGUACAGGAACCCAAAACUCCUGCCGUGUCAGCACAGCUUCUGCAUGGAGCCGUGCAUGGACGGACUCGUCGACUACGUGAGGAGACAGGUUAAAUGUCCGGAAUGCCGUGCGGAGCACCGAAUCCCUUAUCAGGGAGUCCAAGGAUUCCCAACAAAUGUCACUCUCCAAAGAUUCCUGGAGUUACACGCCCAAAUUGCCGGGGAACUCCCAGAUCCCACGGCUGGGCAGAUCAUGGAGAGAUGCAACGUAUGCUCAGAGAAAGCAUAUUGUGCACCAUGCGCUCACUGCGAGAAAAAGGUUUGCGAAGACUGUAAAGCAGCGCAUAUGGAGGUACUCCGCAGAGAAAUAGCAAGAAUCAAUAAUCAAGUUCGCCGAGGCAUGAACAGGCUACAAGAUAUUUUAGGUGUAGUUGAAAGAAAUACAACAAACCUACAAACAAACUGUGGAGCUGUAGCUGGUGAAAUUGACGAGAUUCACAAGAGAUUGUCAAAGGCUCUUAAAGACAGAACCGACUUCUUACGCAAUGAAGUUGAUCGGUAUCUAGCCACAGAGCUUAGAAACCUCACGCAUCUUAAAGAUAAUCUAGAGUUAGAAUUAAGCAACAUACAGAGUAACUGUGACCUCGCUGAUAAGUAUAUGAACGAUGACACAGAAUGGGAGGACACAGAACUCAUGGACACCAAGGAGAUAUUCCUCAAAACGGUUGAGUUCUUGCGAAACUUCGACUAUGAAGCGGGAGACUACAACCGCAGGAUACGGUUUAUCAUGACACACGACCCUAACCAACUCGUCAUGCAUGUUGCCAGUUACGGUGAACUCAACAUCACCCAACCAAAUGCUUAUUCAGGAAGCCAUCAACCAAGUCAAGGGCUAACGAGGUCUAAGAGUGACCAUCGCUUGGCAACACAAUUCCGUCAGCAAGAAGAAGCCAAGGGAUAUUAUGAGAACGAUGAACCGAUUUUGGGAGGACGUAAAUUCGGUGAACGAAGACCUCCUCCACCUGAAAGGCACACGAGAGAUUAUGGUGCCACUGACGACUACAGUGGUUAUGAGUCAGAACACAGACCAUCCCGUAGAUUCCGUUCUCGUUUCGUCAGGAGUCACCAACAAGACAAUGACUCUGACACAGAGCAAACCAGCCGCGCCAUCAAAGCAGAACAGCAGCAGAAAGAAAAAGAAAAAGUCACCGACACAGAAGAUGCCACACGAGGUCCUCUUAGUGGCAUAUUCAGGUUGACCGACUGUCCACGUGUAAUGCAAAGGAUCAUGGACGUCGACAGCGGGAAGAAGAAAGAAAAAAAAGAACCACCUCCACCACCCAAGCCUGUCCAGCCAGCACCUCAACCGCGCCGCCCUCCACCAGCACAGAGGCAGCAGAGCGAAGAUGAUGAAAUUAGUCGACUGAAAAGACAAAACAAAGGCGCAGCGUCGUCGCAGGAACCCGACCGUCCUGCACCACGCGCAGCCGAAGAAGAACGAAACUCAGUAACACGUAAACCACCCACACCAGCCCGGGAGGCGUCCAGUGACGGUGAGUCCGAUGAAUCCGUUGGAUCUCUGCAGCGUACACAGCGCAAAGCACCUGCGCCCGCACCGAAACCUGCUGUGACAGGCAGAAGGCCCUCGGCUUCAGACACGCCGACGCCGCACCGGCCGGCUGCUCGAGCGCCUAGCACAGAGUCAAGCGCGUCGACAGAAAGUUCCGGCUCGGCGGUGAAGCACACAGGUGCGAUACUAACCAUCGCGGAAUUGAAAGCAAAGUACGCCAGUGAUGCAACGCCACCAAAACCUCGAUUAUUGUCCACAGGCAGCGAGAGAACAGCACCGGUAACGACUAAUGGCACAGCCGGAGGCGCGCAACGUGUUCAGAGUCGGUUCAUCGGCUCGCAGAGACCGACGCCCGCCCCGGCGCCCGCCGAGCCGGCACACGAAGACUCCGAAACGAGCUCUGAGGAAGAAACCGAUUCGUCCGAGGAGAGUGAAGAGGAGCCUGCACCGCCGCAAAGAAAGCCCGAGAGCCAGGCGAUGGCCCGCAGCGACAUUGGGCCACUGCUUGCGCGCAGCACUAACGCUCGCAACGAUGCGCACGAUAACAAAUCCAAAGAAACGCCUGCUCCCACCCGGUACCGCACGAGGCAGACGUCUCAGACAGAAGAAGAGCCGGCGCCGCGAUAUGGCGCUGGGUCUUCUUACAGCAACCGAUAUGGAAGCAAACCAAGGGAAGAAGAAACGAACUCGUCUAUAGACGAUGAAUCGAAAUACCCAACAGCAAGAUCGAGAUACCUCGCCCUGAAAGAACGACGCAACCGUCUUGCCAGGAGUAAGAGCAGCCACACCGGUUUCGGUGUAGGAGACGAUGAUGAUCAGGACGAGCCAGUAUCACCUACCACGGCUUCUCCGUCAGCGUACUUGGCGGCUCGAUACGGCUCCGGCACUGGAGGUUCGGAGUUGUCUCGCAGCCGAUCGUCACACGCGCUCAAAUCUCGCGAGAACUCGCCCGAGCGACCACCCGCCGGCGAGAAAGACGGAGCGGCGCUCAGCUCUUGGGCAAGAUAUUUGAAGAAUAAAUAUGGUUCUCGAGGCAAAGAUAGGGACACGGGCGGCACUUCGUCGAGCACGUCGCGUCGCCUGUCUCUCGGGCUGCCUUUGCGCUCGGCUAACGAGCUUGCCAGUUCUGAUGAUGAUUCAAAAAACGCGGCAGGCUCCCCCAUCUCCCCUACGGCGGCUACAGCAGCGGUAGCAGGUUUCGCAGCAGCAGGUUCCUCCCCUAGGAGCCAAUAUCUGCAGAAACGCCGUUUACAAUUCAGCGUGGGGAGUCGGGGGAGCGAACCCGGUUGCUUUACAUGGCCUCGUGGCAUCGCUGUGGGUCCCGACAAUACUAUGGUCGUGGCCGAUUCAUCUAACCACAGAGUUCAGGUGUUCGAUUCCAACGGCAUAUUCGUGAAAGAGUUUGGGCAGUACGGCAGCGGCGAGGGCGAGUUCGACUGCCUCGCCGGAGUCGCCGUCAACCGCAUUGGACAGUACAUCAUCGCGGACAGAUACAACCACCGUAUACAGGUGUUCGACCCCCAGGGUCGGUUCCUGCGAGCCUUCGGCAGUCAGGGUACUGGCGACGGCAAGUUCAACUACCCGUGGGGCAUCACCACUGACGCGCUCGGAUUUAUAUACGUUUGUGACAAGGAGAACCAUAGAGUACAGGUGUUCCAAUCCGAUGGCACGUUUGUGGGCAAGUUCGGCUCGUUUGGCUCCAAGUUGGGCCAGCUCGAACACCCGCACUACAUCGCGGUGUCCAGCACCAACAGAGUCCUGGUCUCAGACUCGAACAACCAUAGGAUCCAAGUCUUCGACGUUAAUGGACGAGUGCUCUCGUCCUUUGGAGAAGAAGGGUCCGAGGAUGGACAGUUUAAGUUCCCGAGGGGUGUAGCCGUCGACGACCAAGGUUACAUCGUGGUAGCAGAUUCAGGGAACAACAGAAUUCAGAUCUUCCAUCCUGACGGCACCUUCCUCCGAGCAUUCGGCUCCUGGGGAUCAGGAGACGGAGAGUUCAAGGGUCUUGAGGGCAUCGCAGUCAUGUCUGGUGGGAACAUCAUCGUCUGCGACCGUGAGAACCAUAGAGUCCAGGUGUUUUAGGUUCACAGAACUACUGUCACCAUUGAAAAAUGCGAUAAAUCCUAGCCUAUUAUAAAUCUUAACUCUUUUGUAUAUAAACGAAGUGAUGUAUCAAUAAUAUUCACUUGCAUUCAGUUUUCGAAAUGAAACGCUUUAAACAACUUUUCAUUAAAAUGUAACUUGUUUUUUGUAUAUACACAUCAUUAUUUCUCAAUAAACAUGCGUUUUCAAAAUUUCUCUCUAUUUUUUCAAAUCCUUGUUUUGAAUUUUCACGUAUUGUUCUAAAUUGUUCUCAAUUACAAUCGAAAAACAGUAUCCAUUAUACAUAAUCCGUUGUAAUUUGAAAAAAUAUCAAGGGUAGAAAAGUAUAAGAAAAACGCAAUUUCGUAAGAGGAAAUUCACUUUGAAUGGGUAAAAGCACUCAAUCAUUGUCGACAAUUCUUAUCACUUAAAGACAGAUGGAGUCCCGAUCGAUUGAUCCAAUGAUUUCCCAAUGGUAGGCUUACUCCGACGUAGGCAUUGUGGGACUCUGGGUGUAACACGACUACUUCGUGAAAAGCGCUGCUGGGUAUAUUCAUUUUUGACGAAUUUUCAUGUCAAACUAAUAUUUGACUUGUAGUCUACGAAAUUACGGUAAAUCGUUUUAUAGACCAGUGAUUCUAUCUCAAAGCUAUAGCCACUAAGUUUGUACGUCCAGCUGCAACAUACCUCUAUUCCAGCAUUAUGAUAUGCCAACUACCGUUUUUCAAACCUGCAAGGUAUAGUAUUUUUUACUGUAAAUAACACUUGUAUUUAAUUUUCAUUUUAUACCCCGAUCAGCUCACUGAAAAUAACAGUCAAUAAUAUUCAGGGGUCCUAUUGUAUCAUUUUUGUUGUGUUGUGUGUCAAGCCUCGACAAAAUCGUGAGGCAUUACCUUUUUACGUCAUUAUCAUAUCUCAUUUGUUGUGAUACAUAAACCCAAUUUUUGCAAUUAAAAAUAUACCUUAUACAGUGGCUUAUUAGAGUAUAGUUUAGCGCAAAGACAACCUAUCAAGUUUAUAUCAGCUUUAUUGCUUAGUAGCGCUUUCUAUGUUGUCGCGUUAUACCAUAGCUUAUAAUGUUUUCAUAUACCACGAUAUUCUAAGCACGACACCUGUCUUAUAAUAGAAAUAUAGUUUUAUAUCUUUGGAUAUGUGAAAUUGUUGUAACUCAUAUGGUUACGUUACUAAAUGUAGUAAAUAUAUCUUUAAAUUGUAUAACAUGAAUAAGAACAAUAAAAAGUUGCAUUAAGUUUCUGAUUGAUUUUUUAAAAAUACAAGUUUAAAAUAUACUGAAUUAAAGUCUAUUUAGUAAGUUUAUUAAUGCAGACAAACAUUGUUUAUUACAAAAACAAACUAAAUUGUUUUAUGAAAUUGUUCAAAUUUAUUUUCAUACAGAGAAAUAGUCUAAUAACAAAAUUUUAAAAUAAAUGUUUUUGUUAAGCUUUUAAAUCACAAUUCUCACAAAUGAAAUAAUGUUAAUUUUAAAUGAACAUAUUUUGAAUGAAACUCAUUUAUAUAAGUCCCGCAUUCAAACAUUUGAGGCUUACAUUAUACUUAUAUUUAUUCGCAUCUAUCUUAGUGUACACAACGACAAUACAAUCUUUGUUAGUUAAUGUGCUUCAAUAAAGGCAAAUUAAAGCAUUUAAAUAUACAAUUGAAACUGAGUAACAAACUUUUGAUUCAUAAAUAAAACAAUAGCAUUUAAACAAUUUAUGAUUUUGUAAAUUUUAAAUAUCAGAAAUUUGUCUUAUGUCAUAAGUAUUAAGACAGUAUAAUUUAUAAAUUCAUAAUCAUUGCUUUAUAUGGCUGAUAUCCGAAAAAAAUAUUAUUUUAAAAUCUAAAUUAAGCAGUUUAUCUGUUAAGGAAAUUAAAAUCUAAAUAUAUAAUACUCUUUUUUCGUCCUUAUAGUAAUGAUGUUAUAAAAAUCUAGUCAUAGUAGUAAAUAAAUGUAUUACAAAUCAAUAACUAGGAUUUCAAAACUAGACCUUACGUUUAUCAACUUAAAUUUCUUUAUUUCUUACGCUUCAUCAUAAUUUGUAUAAGCUAUUUUCUCUCGCUUCUUUACACUUAAUAGAAAACAUUUAUAAAACAAAUUAUUGAAAAAAUAAUUUUAAAUUUUGCAACUCUAAAUUCAUGGUUUGAUUUUUAAAUUGUAUUAAUUGAAAUGAGUUUUGUGUUUGAGUAAAACAUUUCCUUUUAUUAAUCCUAUUUUGUUUGUAUGAUAAAAAUCGAUUUAUUUUGAAAAUGUAUUCUUUUUUAUUUGGAUUUUCUCUAUUAUCCCAGAUUAUUAUGUAUUAUCGUGUACAUAACGUAUUAUGUACUUAUUUAUAAGUGAAAUAAAUGUUGUCAACCUGAACAUUUUUGUAAGGUUUUUUUAAAUAAAUAUAAAUGCGUUAUAAA